AUGUCUGACAAACACCGCCAACAACAGGUUUUCCAGGUGAUGAAGCAGAAACACCUGGGCUUGGGCAACGAGAACACCACGAGUGAAGAAUGGGUGAGCCAGGUACACAAAGACACUUUUUACAGUAUGGCGUCUCAUAGCGGAAUGCUGGAGUAUUUGGCUCUUGCACAGGGAGAUUCCAGCAAAAGAAUCACAGAGCUACGACUACUGGAAAAAAUGUGCGACAAAGCACCAACGAAUAAACGCAAGUUGACGGAGGAAUCGUAG
Lachancea sp. 'fantastica' is the source of this 267-nucleotide messenger RNA. NCBI's taxonomy places the organism in Eukaryota, Fungi, Ascomycota, Saccharomycetes, Saccharomycetales, Saccharomycetaceae. The record is from the annotation of a GenBank genome assembly.